Molecule: messenger RNA, 1979 nt
Organism: Hordeum vulgare subsp. vulgare (domesticated barley)
Lineage: Eukaryota; Viridiplantae; Streptophyta; Magnoliopsida; Poales; Poaceae
Product: lipid phosphate phosphatase 2-like
Exons: 9
Coding region: 95-1123 (342 amino acids)
Biological process (GO): phospholipid metabolic process
Molecular function (GO): phosphatidate phosphatase activity
Source: RefSeq, a predicted model, not a curated record
AUACCUUUCCCCACCCCCAACUCCCCAACGAUUCCCGUCUCCCUCCGACCCGCGCGGCAGCGCACAUAUCGGGCUCCGCCGGCGGCCGUUCUACAUGAGAGCAGGAGCUUCAGGGACGACGGCUGAUGAGCUUCACGGUGGCGGCACCUUGACUUCCUCCCCCAAAUCCCAGGACAUAAUGGCAGAUGUCCAGUUAGGCUGUUACACUAUAAAGUCCCAUGGAGCCAAAAUUGCAAGACUCCACAUGUAUGACUGGAUAAUACUUGUCCUCCUUGCUGUCCUAGAUGGAUUGUUGAAUAUAAUUGAACCUUUUCACCGUUUCGUUGGGAAGGACAUGAUGACUGACUUGAGAUAUCCCUUAAAGGGCAAUACUGUGCCCUUUUGGGCUGUUCCGGUCAUUGGAAUCGUCUUACCCUGUGCUAUAUUUGGUGGAAUUUACUUCAAGAAGAAGAAUUUCUAUGAUUUGCACCAUGGCAUAUUGGGUAUUCUUUAUUCGGUGCUCAUAACUGCGGUGAUUACUGAUGCAAUUAAGGAUGGAGUUGGCCGACCACGUCCUGAUUUCUUCUGGCGAUGUUUCCCAGAUGGAAAGGAUCUUUAUGAUAAUGUCACUACUGGUGUUCUUUGCCAUGGAGAGAACAGUGUCAUCAAGGAAGGUCACAAGAGCUUCCCAAGUGGACACUCAUCAUGGUCUUUCGCCGGCCUGGGCUUCCUCACGUGGUACCUAACUGGGAAAAUUGCAGUUUUCGAUCGUAAAGGCCAUAUCGCAAAGCUGUGCAUCAUUGUUCUGCCUCUACUUGCUGCCGCGCUCGUAGCCGUUUCUAGAGUGGAUGACUACUGGCAUCACUGGCAAGAUGUGUUUGCUGGAGCUAUCAUAGGUUUGCUUGCCAUUUGUCGUUGUUGCGUAAACUGGUUACACAGGCCUCACAGUGGCUUCAUUCUGUUACCUGCAAUUUUUCCCGUACCCUUUCGACGCAGACGGGUUGUGGCCUCACGCGUACAACACCCUCCAGCUAGCCGAGGCGGGCAUUGCCGCAAACUCCUUCAGCAUGCAGCCCACGGAGGAGACGGUGGAAGAAGGGCAAGGUCAGGGUGGGAUCGCCCUGAGAGACGCCCUAAGACGUGAUGAAAACUAGAUCCUGAGAGACGCCCUAAGACGUGAUGAAAACUAGGACAUCCGACGACACCCUAACUACAAUGGUUAAUGUUUUCUAUGCACGUCGCAGGCGGCUAUCUGGGAGCUGUUUUUCUCAUGCACAGUUCGGUUGGUUUGUUGGUGUGUUACAUACCUGCUGGUGUUUUGUCACCUCUAUGUAUGUAUGGGUUUUCACCGUUUGUUUGUGAGAGGUUGAUGACUGCAUAGUUAGGCCAGUGAGGAUCUGGGCUGUACAUUACUAGUUAGUGCUUUAGUUGGUGAGGCCAUUGUGCAUUAAUUUUUUCUUGCUUUUCAGCAAGCAGUAUGUAUAUAUGAUUGCUUUGCUUUGCUUUGCUUUGUUAUCAACGUGUUAUUAUGAUUGGCUGCAUUGAUACAUAUAAUAAGUUUUCUUUUGGAAAUAUCUAAUUCAGGAAAGAAAGAAAAAACUACAAACAUCCAAGUUAUACUCCCUCUGUCCAAAAAUACUUAUCAUACUUCAUUAUUUCAAUGCAAGGAAAAUGAAUUUGUUGCUUCAACCUUCCCAGAAAUGAUUUGUAAACCAACAGCUUUUGUUAAAAGCCAUUUGCUCAAGGAAGCUAUUCCAGUUCCACAUUGUCGAACAUAAACGCUGUGAUCUAUGAAAACGCUGCCAAAUCUCAUAGAUAAAUAAUAGCGAUCCAUGUAGUAUAAACAUUCAACACAGAACGAAAAUUGACAGAGAUAACUCGAGACAAUAGGCACUUAGAAUCACGAAGCAAAGAACCUAGUCAUACAAAACCCAGUCCUCAUACUACAAGAAGUUCCAAAAUUAUCUUGGUACGUUGGUGUCUCACCACCCUUGUAAAAA